CGCCCUGUAUCCCAUCCUCUGCAGCACGGAGCGUGUCUGUAUCUGCAGUCAAAGCCAGCGUCGUGCCAACUCUAUCCAAUCACACAGCACAAAGAACCUCCUUUAUUCCAAUAGCAGAGCCUCCUUCAACACACACAGCAAACUCUUUUCUUCUUCUUCUUCUCUCUGGUCCUCCGGUCAGAAACGGACGGUUUUCUUCGGUAAAAAAAAAGGAUAAUGUCUUCUAACGGCUGUUGUAGCGGCGGCGGCGGCGGCGGCGGCGGCGGUGACGUCCUGCAGAUCCAACUCGGGUUGAUAAACGCGGGGAAUAAAUAUCUAACGGCUGAAACGUUCGGUUUUAAAAUCAACGCUUCGGCACCGAGUCUAAAGAAAAAACAGAUGUGGACGUUGGAACAGAACACCGGCGGCGACGCGCCGGGAGACUCGAACGGCAACGUGGUGUUUCUCCGGUCGCACCUCAGACGGUAUCUGGGUACGGAUAAAGACGGGAACGUCACCGGGGAGAGCGAGAGUCGAGGUAAAGACUGCAGGUUCGUGUUAACGGCGCACGAUGACGGACGUUGGUCGUUGCUCUCCGAGCCCUACGGGAGAUACCUGGGAGGCAGCGAAGAUCGGAUCAGCUGUUUCGCUCAGACAGUAUCAGCAGCAGAGAAGUGGUGUGUCCACCUGGCCAUGCAUCCCCAGGUGAACCUGUUCAGCCUAACCAGGAAGCGGUAUGCCCACCUGACCUUUAACCCCGACCACUCUGAGGUCUCUAUAGACCGUGACAUCCCGUGGGGGGUUGACUCUCUGAUCACCCUGGUUUUCCUGGACCAACGUUACCACCUGCAAACGUCUGAUAACCGCUUUCUGAAGAACGACGGCAGCCUCGAGGCCACGCCGGACAAGACCACCGGAUACACGCUGGAGUUCCGCUCCGGGAAGGUGGCGUUCAGGGAUUGUUCCGGGCGUUACCUGGCGCCGUCGGGUCCCAGCGGGACCAUGAAGAGCGGGAAGAACAGCCGCGUGGGGAAGGAUGAGAUGUUCUCUCUGGAGCAGAGUCACCCUCAGGUGGUUCUCACCGCCGGCAACGAGAGGAACGUCUCCACCAGGCAAGGCAUGGACCUUUCGGCCAAUCAGGAUGAGGAAGGUGACCAGGAAGUGUUCCAGGUGGAGAUGAGUCGUGAUACAGGAAAUAGGAAGUGUGCGUUCCGGACCGCUGCAGGGAAGUACUGGACCCUGACCUCCACCGGAGGACUGCAGUGUACCGCCUCCACUAAAUCAGCUAACAGCCAUUUUGACCUGGACUGGUGUGACGGGAAGGUUUCUCUCAAAGCCUCCAACGGGAAAUACGUCGACGCCAAGAGGAACGGACAACUGGCCGCCACCGUCGACAACGCAGGGGAGGCGGAGCAGUUCCUGAUGAAGCUUAUCAACCGGCCAAUCAUAGUCCUCCGUGGAGAACACGGUUUCAUCGGCUGUCGUAAGGUCGGCACGGGAACGCUGGAUUCGAACCGGUCCUCUUACGACGUCUUCCGGCUGGAGUUUAAAGACGGAGGGUACAGCCUCCGAGAUUCACUGGGGAAGUUCUGGUGCGUGGGGGAAGAGUCCGCAGUUGUUUGCAACGGGGACACGCCCACCUACUUCCUGUUUGAGCUGUGUGACUACAACAAGAUGGCGGUGCGAGCGCCGGAGGGGCGGUACCUUAAAGGAGACCACGCUGGUGUUCUAAAGGCCAAUGCUGAAGGGGUGGACAACGCAACACUCUGGGAGUACUGACCGCUCUAUAAAGUUUAACAUACAUCAUUCUGGGUAACUUCAAUUACCCCACUGUAGAUAUCCUUUAAAUAAGUAUACUCCGUCUGUUAUGACUUUAUAUGGGCAUAUGGAAUGUAUGGAAUAAAAAGGAAGGUUUCAGACUUUCCUAAGUCUGAGGGUGAGUUUUAACCUUCCCUAAGUCUGAGGGUGGGUUUUAACCUCCCUGAGUCUGAGGGUGGGUUUUAACCUCCCUGAGUCUGAGGGUGGGUUUUAACCUCCCUGAGUCUGAGGGUGGGUUUUAACCUUCCUGAAUCUGAGGGUGGGUUUUAACCUUCCUGAAUCUGAGGGUGAGUUUUAACCUCCCUGAGUCUGAGGUGGGUUUUAACCUUCCCUAAGUCUGAGGGUGGGUUUUAACCUCCCUGAGUCUGAGGGUGGGUUUUAACCUCCCUGAGUCUGAGGGUGGGUUUUAACCUCCCUGAGUCUGAGGGUGGGUUUUAACCUUCCUGAAUCUGAGGGUGGGUUUUAACCUUCCUGAAUCUGAGGGUGAGUUUUAACCUCCCUGAGUCUGAGGGUGGGUUUUAACCUCCCUGAAUCUGAGGGUGGGUUUUAACCUCCCUGAGUCUGAGGGUGGGUUUUAACCUCCCUGAGUCUGAGGGUGGGUUUUAACCUCCCUGAGUCUGAGGGUGGGUUUUAACCUCCCUGAGUCUGAGGGUGGGUUUUAACCUUCCUGAAUCUGAAGGUGGGUUUUAACCUCCCUGAGUCUGAGGGUGGGUUUUAACCUCCCUAAGUCUGAGGGUGGGUUUUAACCUCCCUAAGUCUGAGGGUGGGUUUUAACCUUCCUGAAUCUGAAGGUGGGUUUUAAUCUUCCUGAAUCUGAAGGUGGGUUUUAACCUCCCUGAGUCUGAGGUGGGUUUUAACCUUCCCUAAGUCUGAGGGUGGGUUUUAACCUCCCUGAGUCUGAGGGUGGGUUUUAACCUCCCUGAGUCUGAGGGUGGGUUUUAACCUCCCUGAGUCUGAGGGUGGGUUUUAACCUUCCUGAAUCUGAGGGUGGGUUUUAACCUUCCUGAAUCUGAGGGUGAGUUUUAACCUCCCUGAGUCUGAGGGUGGGUUUUAACCUCCCUGAAUCUGAGGGUGGGUUUUAACCUCCCUGAGUCUGAGGGUGGGUUUUAACCUCCCUGAGUCUGAGGGUGGGUUUUAACCUCCCUGAGUCUGAGGGUGGGUUUUAACCUCCCUGAGUCUGAGGGUGGGUUUUAACCUUCCUGAAUCUGAAGGUGGGUUUUAACCUCCCUGAGUCUGAGGGUGGGUUUUAACCUCCCUAAGUCUGAGGGUGGGUUUUAACCUCCCUAAGUCUGAGGGUGGGUUUUAACCUUCCUGAAUCUGAAGGUGGGUUUUAAUCUUCCUGAAUCUGAAGGUGGGUUUUAACCUCCCUGAGUCUGAACUUUAACUUAACUUAACUUACCACCCAGGGCUUUUUACUUGUGACAUGUAGUUAAAUGCACUAAAGAGGAACCAAUGGGUUCAUAAUGAAGAUACAAACCUCCAGAGUCCUUUUUAAACGUGUCCGUUUUCAGAGGAUAAAGAUACGAACAUU
Salmo salar (Atlantic salmon) is the source of this 3328-nucleotide messenger RNA. Its product is annotated as fascin. The record is from RefSeq and is a predicted model, not a curated record. Gene Ontology annotation, biological process: establishment or maintenance of cell polarity; cell migration; actin filament bundle assembly. NCBI's taxonomy places the organism in Eukaryota, Metazoa, Chordata, Actinopteri, Salmoniformes, Salmonidae. Gene Ontology annotation, cellular component: growth cone; ruffle; filopodium. Gene Ontology annotation, molecular function: actin filament binding; protein-macromolecule adaptor activity.